UUCUGUUGGUCGUAAAUUCCAUCGAAGCAUUCUGCACCGGAGGACCAUGGCGCGCCGCGACGACUUCUACCUCCGCUACUAUGUCGGCCACAAGGGCAAGUUUGGCCACGAGUACAUGGAGUUUGAGCUCCAGUCGAACGGCCGCCUGCGCUACGCCAACAACUCGAACUACAAGAACGACUCGAUCAUUGAAAAGGAAGUGGUUGUAUCGCAGUCGGUCCUCGACGAAUUCAAGCGCAUCAUCGAGAGCAGCGAGAUUGCCAACGAAGACGACCGCAAGUGGCCUAUUAGCGACCGCGUCGGCAAGCAAGAACUCGAGCUGAUUCUCGACGACAAGCACAUCUCGUUCAGCUGCGCAAAGAUCGGGUCGCUCCUCGAUGUGCAAGACAGCGACGAUCCGGAAGGCCUUCGUGUCUUCUACUACCUCGUGCAGGACUUGAAGUGCAUGGUGUUCUCGCUCAUCACGCUCCACUUCAAGAUCAAACCGAUCCCGUAAGCGACGAGCCUAGCUGGUGAGCUCCCCAAUCAAAAAGUAUUGAAAAGCAA
Saprolegnia parasitica CBS 223.65 is the source of this 546-nucleotide messenger RNA. Its product is annotated as mago nashi 2. NCBI's taxonomy places the organism in Eukaryota, Oomycota, Saprolegniomycetes, Saprolegniales, Saprolegniaceae. Gene Ontology annotation, cellular component: exon-exon junction complex; nucleus. The record is from RefSeq and is a predicted model, not a curated record. Gene Ontology annotation, biological process: RNA splicing. The coding region runs from base 47 to 496 and encodes 149 amino acids. The transcript has 6 exons.